CAUUGGCUGCCACGUAGCUCCAGUCAAAUACUUCAUUCCGAUCCCAGCAUUUCAUUUGCGCGUUUCCGCUUUUCAUUAAUUGCUUGCUUUUACUAUUUUAUUCGUUCAAAAAUUUCAACCAUAUGAAUACGAAUGAAUGAAUGCAUGUCAUGUCUAUGUCUAUCAUUCAAGGUUUUAGUCAAACCCCAGAGUCGUAAAUUCUCAGCGACUUUUCCUCUUUAUACCUCCCUAUUCCCUACUCCCUACCAUUUCUAAUCUCCGUUUCUGUAAAUAGCUACGCAUCCAUUUUCAAAUUCUCUUAUUAUUUAUUCAAUCCAACCACCGUGCUCGUUUCUGGAAAUUCAAACUUGUUUAUCUUUUGCGCAGGGGUUGCCUUUUCAUUUGCUGUAUUCUGUUGCGUUGCAUUUUUUUAUUUUUUUUUAUUUUUUUAUUUUUCUGGUCCUUGCUAACCUUUUGAGCAAGAUAAUGGGAGCGGUUUGUUCGGCUGGUAUGGUGGAGAAAAAUGCUGAACUCGGAGGGAAGAGUUCGGGCUUUUCUGGGAAGCUUAAGAAGGAAAAUAACUAUGUGAAUCGGGGAGAAAUUUUUUCAGAUUCACGGUCUAAUACUGGUGCUCAAGGUAAAAAGCAAAAGAAGCGCGACACUGAAUUUUCGCAUGAACUGGGUUUAUCGACUCCUACUUCAACUGGGGGAAAACAGGUGAACCAUAGGGGUUCUUUUCUGGGAAAAGCUAGCGAGAGGGCAGUGGAAGUUCUGGACACACUUGGGAGUGGCAUGCCAAAGUUAAACACUAGUAGUGGGUUUGUCUCUGGCACGACUUCUAGAGGGAAGAAAAUAUCAGUAUUGGCAUUUGAAGUUGCUAAUACAAUAACCAAAGGAACAAUUUUGCUUCAAUCACUUUCUGAGGAGAACAUUCAGUUCCUUAAAAUGGAGGUUUUACAAUCUGAAGGGGUUCAGCUACUAGUUUCCACUGAUAUGAAGGAGCUAAUUAGCCUGGCUGAGGCUGACAAAAGGGAAGAGUUCAAUGUCUUCUCACGGGAAGUGGCUAGAUUUGGAAAUAUGUGUAAAGAUCCACAGUGGCACAACCUAGAUCGAUAUUUCUCAAGAUUACACUUGGAUGCCCCGGGUGACAAACAAUAUAAGGUAGAGGCAGAAAAGACAAUGCAGGAGUUUACCAGCCUAACUCGGCAUACUGCUGAACUGUACCAUGAAUUAAAUGCUUAUGAACGUUUUGAACAAGAUUAUUUGCAAAAGAUUAAGGAGAUGGAGUCCUUAAAUCUUCCUCUAAAAGGGGAGAGUAUUACAAUGUUUCAAAGCGAGCUAAAACACCAAAGAAAGUUUGUUAGGAGCUUGAAAAAGAAGUCUCUUUGGACAAGAAAUUUGGAGGAGAUAGUUGAAAAGCUCGUUGAUAUUGUUAUCUAUAUACAUCAAGCAAUUUAUGAGUUCCUUGGAAACCAUGGUACAUCUGCAACCAAGUUCAGUGAGGGUCCUGAAAGACUAGGAGAAGCCGGUCUUGCGCUGCACUAUGCUAACAUCAUCAAUCAGAUAAAUAUGAUUGCAUCUCGCCCAACUGCUCUUCCUCCAAACACAAGAGACACAUUGUAUCAUGGUUUGCCCAAUAAUAUCAAGACUGCUCUUCCAUCCCAGUUACAAACCAUUGCUGAUAUGAAAGAGCUCUCCAUCACUCAGAUCAAAGCUGAAAUCGAUAAGAUUCUCCAGUGGCUUGUACCAUUUGCGACAAAUACAGUCAAAGCACAUCAAGGUUUUGGAUGGGUUGGCGAAUGGGCAAACACAAGUAAUGACUUUGGCGAUGACACCUCCACAGAAAGUAAUCUGAUUCGCCUGCAGACACUUUAUUAUGCAGAUAAGAGAAAGAUAGAUAUUUACAUCAUUGAGUUGUUGGCAUGGCUUCACCAUUUGAUUAGCUUUGUAAAAUCUAGACAAAAUACAUUGAGACCAAUGCCUAUAAGGUCUCCUCCUAAGGGACUAGAACUUCAGUCUAAGAUGCGACAGUUUUUAAUUCUGUCUGUGGAUAGUAGCAACAAGCCGUUGGGAUCUCAAAUUUCCCAGGAGGAUAGGAAAUUAUUGGAGGAGGUAAUUGCAAGGAGAAAGAACCCAGGACUUAGCAAAAGCGAGGAUCUUGGUUUGGCCAAGAAAAGACAAAUCAAGGACUCUCAUGUGGCCAAAAGUGCUGGGAGUUCGCCUGCUGGGGAAUUCUUUGGUGCAAGACUCGUCUUUAAACCCCAAAACCAUAACGUUUUGGAUAUUAUGGAUGGGUUGGGUUACUGAAAUCUUCAUCUACACUCUCAGGGGUUCUCGCCUCUUGCUCUGUUUUUUCUGUUAGAAUUCUUCCUAGUCCAUUUUCUUGCUUGGAUAAUAGUCAUCAUUCAUUUCUAUACAAUUAUAGUUAUGUAUAUAUCUAUAUAAACAACUAACACCUGAUUUUUUUAACUUACAAUUUAUUUUUUGUACAGAGAAUGAGGGAAAUAGUUGAAUUCCUGUUGUUCAAUUUAUUAUUAUUUUUUGGUGAAUACAUUGUUCUCCAGUCUCCAAUUUUGUUGUUACCAGAUGCAGUUUACCUGUU
This is a messenger RNA of Cajanus cajan (pigeon pea), 2581 nucleotides long. Its product is annotated as protein PSK SIMULATOR 2. Gene Ontology annotation, biological process: positive regulation of growth. The record is from RefSeq and is a predicted model, not a curated record. NCBI's taxonomy places the organism in Eukaryota, Viridiplantae, Streptophyta, Magnoliopsida, Fabales, Fabaceae.